AUGAGUGCCCUUGAUGAUCUGCAGUACCCAGUCCCCUCAGAUUUUAAGGACUCCUUUCAUCCAUUAUGCAGCGCAGCCCGACGAACCAACUUUGCUGAUGGUCACAUGGAAACGACCAAUUCUUUGACUUGGAUGGGGGCCUUGAAUGGUGUGUUACAACCAAAUUGCAAUGCAUGAACGGAUCUCAGUGUGAUUAACCUCCCAAGUCGGUAUCACUGCUGUUGCUUUGAUAGUGAUGAGAUAGUCCAGUUGCAGAGUACAUACAUCGUAUCCAUAUUUGGAUCUUACCACAGCCUUUCUCAACUCUACGUACAAGAAGUAUUCGUCUCUGUGUGUAGGCAAGGAGCGCUUUGGCUCUGGUACUGAAAGCCGCCUUUAUAAGCAUGCAAGGGUGAUGGCGUCAUGGGUUGGCGAUGAAGGCGAAAUUUCGUUAGGAAUUAGCAGGCCGGGCCGAGUGAACUAUUUUUUAGAACAUUCGUUAUUGAUAAGAAUGGACAUUGUUUUGUUUGUGUGCAGUGGUUUAAAGAGUAUCCCAACAAUUCGCUAUUUAAGAACCCACUGUCUGUUUACUAUGCUAAGGUAUUUAAACUUCCCGGUCCUACAACAUUCAUCCCUGUUCAAAGAAUUCAGUCCCGAUUUGUCGCUAUUAACAGGA
Messenger RNA from Porites evermanni, 655 nucleotides. Lineage: Eukaryota; Metazoa; Cnidaria; Anthozoa; Scleractinia; Poritidae. The record is from the annotation of a GenBank genome assembly.